This is a messenger RNA of Zeugodacus cucurbitae (melon fly), 1288 nucleotides long. Its product is annotated as mitochondrial amidoxime-reducing component 1-like. Gene Ontology annotation, molecular function: catalytic activity; molybdenum ion binding; pyridoxal phosphate binding. The coding region runs from base 198 to 1205 and encodes 335 amino acids. The transcript is spliced from 4 exons. Lineage: Eukaryota; Metazoa; Arthropoda; Insecta; Diptera; Tephritidae. The record is from RefSeq and is a predicted model, not a curated record.
UUCCAGUCGCAUCUGUUAAUGACUGAAAACUGCUCUUUCGCAAUUUCGUUUUUCAUUAAGACAAAAACUCGAUGGGCCACAGUUUGUUUUUGAGUCUGUUCGCAAACGCUGCAGUGUCUAAUUCGUCUAGGUGAUAAAUAAGGAAAUUAAGUAAGAGUAAAUCUUAUCAAAACUGCAAUAUAAGCAAUCACAUCACAAUGUCAAGCACAUCAAGUGUAUCUACUAAAGUAGUCAUUGGUAUUGGGGUCACCACACUCGCCACCGGGCUGGGCUACUGGUACUACCUGCAAUGGAAGAAACGCAACGCAGUGCCCGAGAAAUGGCGUCGUGUUGGCACUCUGGAACAAAUCAACUUAUUUCCAAUAAAAUCCUGCGCACCACUGAAGUUAGCAGACGACACGGAGUUUGAUUGCGAUAUAUUGGGAUUGAAAUAUCAAGACUGUCGCGAUCGUACUCUAAUGAUCUUAAAUGACUCGAAUGCGAUGGUCACUGCGCGCGUCUAUCCACGCAUGGUAUUGAUUGGCACAAAGUUGGUGGCACCGCAGCGGCUGGAAUUAAGUGCACCUGGCAUGGAGACGAUCGAGUUGGAUUUGGGCGCCUUAAAAGCCGAAGGUGAGCAAAUCAAAACGAUGGUGUGGAGCACAGCGAUGCAAGUGCGUUUCGUCGGUGAAAAAUAUGACAAGUGGCUGUCCAAAUUUCUGCUCGACAAGGAGAGUGGCAUGCGUCUAGUGCACUAUCCGUUGGAGAAGCCCGUGAAGGCCAUCAAUUCACGCAUGGUACGACAGCCAUACAUUUUGAAAGAUGAUCGUGGCACCUUCAACGAUGCCACCAGUUAUAUGCUGAUGAAUUUAGCAUCGAUUGAUGAGCUUAACACACGCAUACCACGACCAAUGGAACCAUUGCAGUUCCGCGGUAGUUUCCAACUGAAAAUGGACACUGACGAACCGUAUGCUGAGGAUCAUUGGCAGUGGGUGAAGAUCGGCGAUGAGGUCAUAUUCCGUGUGGUAGCGCCAUGUACACGUUGUAUAUUCCCAAAUAUAAAUGUGAAUACAGCAGCACGUGAUCCCGAUGGCGAACCGCUCAAUACGCUUAAGAAGUAUCGCUUGUUCAAAGGCUAUGCAACUCCAGCCAUUGGCAUACAUUUGGGCCUGCGCUCUGCGGGAAGCAUCAAAAAGGAUGCCAUUGUGUAUGUAGAGGAUAAGUGAGGUGUUUUACUUAUGUUUAUGUAAUAUUUUGAAAGAUUUUAUAUACGGAGGAUUGUAAAUAAAUAUCAAUUUGUAUAGACUUA